Messenger RNA from Scomber scombrus (Atlantic mackerel), 3215 nucleotides. RefSeq names its product RAD17 checkpoint clamp loader component (gene rad17). Bases 181 to 2109 code for a protein of 642 amino acids. NCBI's taxonomy places the organism in Eukaryota, Metazoa, Chordata, Actinopteri, Scombriformes, Scombridae. The record is from RefSeq and is a predicted model, not a curated record. Gene Ontology annotation, molecular function: ATP hydrolysis activity; chromatin binding. Gene Ontology annotation, biological process: DNA damage checkpoint signaling; mitotic DNA replication checkpoint signaling; DNA repair. The transcript is spliced from 17 exons.
AAAUGUGUAAACUUCACUUUGUCACAUGGUUUAGUAGGUUGGUUCAACAUCUAGAAACGCUACUCUCUCUUUCUCUCACGGUAACUCUUUAGACUCUGCUUCUGAUAUUUCAAAUGUUCAAACGUGAUUCCAAGUUCUUAACGGAACUGUUGCCCUCAAUGUGAAGCACUACGCCUGAGGAUGAACAAGCUUUCUCUGGGAGAUCAAGCUCCUUCAAGCAAAGUGAACCGCUGGGUGAAUCCAUCCUUCAUAGAUUUGUCAGGGAAAAGCUUUUCUCCAUCUGAAAGGACAAAGGACAGCCAUGUUUUGUGCUCCAAGGCUAAGCCCAAGAGGCCCAGGAAAAGGAAAGGAGAGACUGAUAGCUCAGACUCAAAUUCGUCCUACCUGCCAAAAGAGACAGCCCCAAGGGACCAGGAUGUGCCAUGGGUGGAUAGAUACUUGCCCUGUUCUAAGGCUGAGCUAGCUGUCCACAAGAAGAAAAUAGAAGAAGUGGAGAACUGGAUAAAGGUUCACACAAACACAUUUAAGGGUGGUAUCUUACUGCUGACCGGACCAUCAGGCUGUGGAAAGACUGCUACAGUCCAGGUUUUGUGUCAAGAGCUGGGCCUGAGGGUUCAGGAGUGGACCAACCCCACCAGCCUAGAGCCUUACACCAGCAGUCAGCAUGAGUGGAGGAUGCCCGGCUUGUCCUGUACUUCCCAGUUAGACCAGUUCCAGGAGUUCCUCCUCAGGGCCAACAAGUACAACUGUCUGAAAAUGGUGGAUGAUGGUGACGUUACAGACAUCAAGCUCAUACUCAUUGAGGAUUUCCCAAACCAGUUCUACCGGCAGCCGGGCAGCCUGCAUGAUAUCCUUAGGCGCUUUGCAAAGACCAAUCGAUGUCCCCUGGUGUUCAUAGUAUCAGACAGUCUGAGUGGAGACAGGAGUUCACGCUUUCUUUUUCCCAGAGAGAUCCUGGAGGAGCUGGACAUCAACAGCAUCAGUUUUAAUCCAGUGGCUCCAACCACAAUGAUGAAGGUCCUGACUCGCAUUUCAACCCUGGAGGCAGGAAAGAGCUGUGGGAGGAUGUGUGUGGCAGACCAAGCAGUACUAGAGAUGCUGUGUUCAGGAAGCUCAGGAGAUAUUCGCAGUGCCAUCAACAGCCUGCAGUUUUCCUCCCUUCCAGACAUACCAUUGGAAAAGCAGUGGUGGAAGGUAAUGAAGGACAGACCUGUGGCUUCACUUGGCAGAGAUGUUUCCAGGACAAACCAGAGAAAGAAUAAGGCCAAGCAAGCAAAGGAGCAGGAAGAAGGGCAGGCUAUAGGAGGGAAAGAUGCUUCUCUGUUCCUGUUCAGAGCAUUGGGAAAGAUCCUGCACAGCAAACGUGAGAAUCCUGAAGGUGCUGAAGGAGCUAAAGGUGCCGGUGUGCCUGGUCUACCAACUCACCUCGUUCAACAUCACAGAGAAGCAUUACUGGUACACCCUGAGUUGGUUGUUGAACGGUCACACAUGUCUGGAGAGACCUUCAAUCUGUACCUCCACCAGAAUUACCUGGACUUCUUCUCUGAGGUGGAGGAUGUGGACCGAGCCAGCGAGUAUCUGUCUGAUGCUGACCUCCUUACUGCUGACUGGAUGAGUCGCAGCACCAUGGGGGAUUAUGGGUCUUCAGUGGGCACCAGGGGGCUCCUCCACUCAAAUUCUCAACAAGUUGCUGUUGGCUUCAGACCACUGCACAAACCCAACUGGCUGCUGGUCAACAAGAAGUACCGGGAGAACUGCCUGGCUGCUCAGUGCCUGUUCAGGAGCUUCUGUUUGAUACCAGUCAGCCUCCAGACUGAACUGCUGCCAUACCUAGCCAAACUCACCAACCCAAUGAGGAACCAAGCUCAGAUAGCUUUUAUCCAGGAUGUGGGCCACAUGUCACUGAGGAGGUUCCCUGGCAGGUUAAAACUGGAGACCCUAACAGACAAAGAGCCAGGCCAGCUGGUGUUAAACAGUGGGGAGGAGGAGGACAAAGAGGAAUGUCAGGAAGGAGGUGAAGAGGGUCUGCCAGCCAGUCAGCCCCAACCUACUACAAGCCAAAGUCUUCAGGAGGAGGACCUGAUGAUAGAGGAAUACAACAGUGACUAGCACACACAAUCAUGCUUUACAUCAGUCAUACUGUGAGACCGUUUCAUCAUUGAGUUUUUUGUUGUCUGAAUUUACUGAGUUAUGGGCCUGCAUGGAGGAGGAUUGGAACAAUUUAAUAUAUUCAGAUCUGAGACUAAUGUUAGAAAUCUGAGGAGAAAAAAAGUCUGUUUUAAAUUCUGAGAGUUAUAUCACAAUUCUAAGAAUAAAGUUGGUACACUGUCAGUCUUUUGAAGUUUUCUUCAUCGUAAGAUUAAUGUUAAGAGAAAAAUGAUUUUUACAUGGCCCUGAUCCUCCUCUGUGGUGUAAUGAUGAAGCUCUGGUGUCACCAGUUUUGUUGCCUCAGUGAGGGGUCAUCUGCAUCCAAUAUGAUCAUUUUUAAGCAAAUUCAUUUUGUUUCUGAACUGAGUCAUUAAUGUGACUCUGUAGCUCUACACAGGAUCAUAAUACUAUUAAAGGAUGGGUUUCCAUUUUUUCAAGUGUAUCAUAUGACAAUAUAAUAUUUUUAUUUUGGUUGCUGUAAUCAUUCCCCUUGUCCAUAUUGACUUUGAAGAGACCCCCAGUUCAGGUAAAGCUACUGUGGCACUUUGAUUUUACUCAUUCAAACUGCUAAAGCCUCAUAUUGGUAUCAUAUCAUAUUAUUCUUUUUUUGCUCUGUGCAUUUUGUUCCCCAUCACUUCAUGGUAAUUGUAUUAGGAUAGGAUCUGUUCAACUCGCUUAUGGGUGUGUGAAUGUAGUUUUUAAGGCUGGAUAAAAAAAAUGUGACCCUGUGAAAAAUGGGAAUUCCUUGUAAUAAUUUGCCAAAGUGACCCUCACAUUUCAGUUCUACCAGCUGAAAUAUUGUUAGUAUUUAUUUGUUUUAAGUGUACAGCAGGCACUUGUUUUUUCCAAUUCACGUUUUUUUUUUCUUUUGUUGUGCAGCUGUAGAGAAAGGCAGAGUUCAUUGAACCAGGAGUAAGCUGUGAUAGAGUGCUCAGCAUUUAAUUGAUAUCCUUUUUGUACUGUUUCCUGUGGUUGGAAAAUAAUAAUUGUUACAUUGAAUGCUUAUUGAAGGACAUACUGUGUAAAUCUAAAUAAGUAUGUGAAUAAAACUAUGUGUGUAAACCUGA